Molecule: messenger RNA, 3249 nt
Organism: Eimeria necatrix
Lineage: Eukaryota; Apicomplexa; Conoidasida; Eucoccidiorida; Eimeriidae
Exons: 4
Coding region: 1-3249 (1082 amino acids)
Biological process (GO): proteolysis
Molecular function (GO): aspartic-type endopeptidase activity
Source: RefSeq, a predicted model, not a curated record
AUGAGUGCAAUAAAAAUACAGCCCGCCCUCCUAACCCUUACGUGCUGCCUCCUGUGCUUAGGCGCUGCUGCAGAGCCUCAGCCGCCGCCCCCGCCGCCGCCGCAGGAGCAGCAGCAGCAGCACCAGAAUGAGCACCUGCUCUCACCACUGCUGAGACUCGAGAAGCAAAUCGAUGCUGCGUUGGACACUGCUAACUUGGCCUCACUUUUGCCAGUUGCGGUGUAUGCGGACUUGCAGGCAGCCCAGCAGCUCCCUGCUACUGCUUUCUCAACUCCUCAGCCUGCAGAACAGGAUGAGGCAGCAGCAGCCGCUGCAGCAAGCGAUGAGAAGCAGCAGGAGCAGAAUGUACAAAAGAACGUGGGUGGCCCCAACAAGAGAAUUAGCGACGCACUCAGACGACCCCCACCUCCUCCUACGUCAGCACCCGCCAAUGCAGAGCCACAGGCAACAGCAGCACUAGGCAAUGCUUCAGCAGCAGCGGCAGCAGCGGCAGCAGCGGCCGCAGCGGCAGAUGGGAUGAAGACAGCCGACAGAAGACAACCCGGGGAGGUUCCUGACCCUCAUAUCAACAGCCAUGUUGCCCCUCGGCCUGUCCGACCGUUGCGUACCUUGGCCUUUGGAAACAUUCACCAGACUGCCUACUACUUUGCAGAUCUGUUCGUCGGCAGCGGAGCCCCACAAAGGCAAAGCCUUAUUUUGGACACUGGUAGUUCUGUAAUGGCUUUCCCGUGCGAGCACUGCAAGUCUUGCGGGAAGCACAUUGAUGAACCGUUCAGCUGUCACAAGAGUCCCUCUUGCGCAUACACCCCGUGCAGUCGAGGUUGCUCUUUCUGUGAUAUUCACCACAAACACUGCGCCUACCGUGUGUCUUACAUGGAGGGCAGCAGUUUGCAGGGCUUUUGGUUCCAAGAUGAAAUGCGACUACCGGCACCUCCACCGAUUCUGCCUUCUCGCCAAGGACUUCGCCCUAUUUCUUCUGCCCUCUUGGAUGGAGCAUCUGCAGCCACAGAGCCGGCACCGCCGCAGUUCGACUUGACUGUCAUCACUGCUGCCUACAGGACCAUGCACACCCUGCAGCAAUACCUUGAAGGAGCAAACGCUCUGACGGCUCCCCAUAUACAGCCACAGCUCCCGCUGCUCCAGCAGCAAUGGAGACAGCAACAGCAGCAAACAACUCAGCAACAGGGAGUGGGGAGAACUGGAGGAGGGAUUAAGGCCUCUUUUGGCUGUCACAUGGAAGAGACAAACCUGUUCCUUACCCAAAGGGCCUCAGGCAUUUGGGGUUUGGAGGUUUGGAAUUCAUUUGGCCCCCCUACAUUCCCGUAUUCAGUUCUUCUGGAGGAUCUGCAUGUGGCUCGCCCACCCAGCACCAGUGGCAGCAACUCCAGCGGUUCGCCCCUGCAUCAUGUCCCUCCCCCCGUCUUUACUCAGCGCUUCAUUCACCACAAUUCGCCUGUUGCAGAGACCAAUGGUGAGGAGAGGACAGGAAAUGCACCAGACGGGCAAGGCAUAGGUCUUCAAGGCACUCUGCAGGGGCAACGCUUGUUCGCUAUGUGCCUCUCUGAGCACGGGGGGCUUCUCACAUUUGGCGGGGCUCAUGAGGAGUUUCACCUGCAGCCUCCCCAGUGGACACCCAUAAUUGGCAUGCGAGACAGCUACAACGUAAGGCUUGCUGCGGUACGAAUAGGGGGACGCGUGGUGCCGCUCCUGCCGCACCAAGACGCCGCAGCAGCAGCAAGACAGGCAGAAGUUGUGCUGUCUCAUGCCGGCCGCCGCGGGCCUCCAUCAGAGACUUGGGGCAACCAAAUUCCCCCUGGUGGACUUCGAAAGAAGGACACCUUGCUUGUUUUGAUUGACUCUGGUUCUACCUUGGCGUACUUCCCCCGGCCCCUGUACAAGCAAAUUGUUACUGCUAUUGAGAGUCACCUACAACGAAACAGACGCAGGGCCAACGGAUCUAGGAGGCUUAAUGAUGCAACAUAUCAGACGCAAGAUGAGCAAGAGCAGCAGCAAACAGCUGCAGAUGUUCCUGUGGGGCAGGGCGUCCUCAGAAGACCUCUUCCAGAAGAAGAAGUCGAAGUAGCGGCGCCACCGCAAGCUACUGCCGCAGCUGCCGCUGCAGCAGCUGCCGCCGCACAAGAAGAAGCUGAAGCUGCUGCACAAGAGGAGGCUGCCUCUAGCAGACAUGCAAAGGAAGGACCCUCCGACGGGGCAAGCAGCAGCAGUACCAUCGAUAGCGGCAACAGCAGCGUCGACAGCCGUCGGCUGCUGCAGCAAUUCGGCGACAAUCCACUUGCAGAUAUUUUCGGUGGCAACAGCAGUAGCGACAGAAAUUGGAGUGGAGAUAACCUUAUUGUGAACAACAGCAAGAAGACCGACGCAACAACCUGGGAAGGCCCGCUUGGUGAAGAGGCAGCAGCAGCAUCUGCAGCAGCACCAGGAGCAGGACCAACGAAGCCCGUAGACUUAUUUUCGAUACACAGAGUGCACCCAGAAGUUGCUUCCCGGGGUCCGCUUGGGCUCUCUCCGCCUAGGUUGGUAGCCGAACCCGAAAGGAGGCCUCGAGUGCAGCAUCCACAACAGCGGCCGCACGAGUCAGUGUUGUUAGCAGCUGCCGCUGCUGCUGCAGCUGCAGCUGAAGCUUACGAGCCUUCUGUUUCGGGCACUCCAGUGAUUCCCGAGCAUGACCCGUCAGCAGCAUCGGACGCGGCGGCCGCAGCUAGCGAAGGAACAGAAGUUCCUGACACCGAGGCUUUGCCUGUCUUGGUGGCUCUGAGCUCUGUGCCUGCCGAAGAGUACAGCGAAUCUGCUGCCUACAAACUGCUGCCACACUCUGCGCCGCCCCGCAAGUCUCAGGCAGUUAAGGUGGAGGCCACAUCUGGAGAGGUGUGCUACUUCCUGCCGCGCGGCCGUAAGGACUUGCGGGAGUUCCCCACUAUUGAAUUGUUGUUCCUGCCAGCCUUUGCUGGUGGUGCUGCAGGGAACACCUCGUCACCUCAGGGAGAGCGCCUGCAAGAACAAUGGGUUGUUUGGAGACCCCAUGCCUACUUGUAUGGCAAGGGUAACGAACAUUAUCGUUGCCUUGCUAUCAGCGAAGACAGCAGCAGCCAAGACAGUGCGGUGCUUGGUAGCAGCUUCUUCAUCGGUAAGGAUGUAAUUAUGCAUGUGCAAGAAGAGAAACUCGGGUUUGCUGAGGCCAACUGCCCCUCUAUCAAACUAAGAGACAGACCCGAAUUGCCGAAAUACUAA